UAUAGCUCAGCAUGUGAUAAUUAAAGACAAUCACUAAAUACAUUUAUGAAAAUAUUACAAAGUAUGGGUAUAGUUGGACAUAUCUUCUAUACCUGAAUCCUAUUGAACAGUUUUAAUUCAUAGUAGCUAAAGAGUAAGCUUAGGAGAAAGGAACUAUUUUUUUUUAGGGGAAAAAAAGAAGGUUUAACCUUGAGAAUAGAAAAUGCUUCUUAUGAUACUCUUGUUGGUUAUAUUGAAAUAUUUUGUAGAUACAUAAUGAAUAGGUUAUCUAUAGGAAGCUAUUCCAUCAAUCAAGACGGAUUCAUUUACUGGAAAAAGAGAGGGGGGGAUUAUAUAUACUCAGACGGGGUAUAUCUAUACAUAUUUUUUUUUUUUUUUUAUAACAAACUUCUUCCUAUAAUGAUAUUUGCCAGACUAAGAGCUAAAUCAUAUACUUCUUCAGUUCUUACAGCACUCACAUGGAUGCCGGUAGCUAUAUUCUUUGUAGAUCAUGGUUAUAGCUAUGGUGUCAUCUCUGGUAGAUCCAUGCAGCCGACAUUUAAUCCAGAUUCAAGCAUGUUGAAAAAAGACAUCGUAUUAUUAGACAAGUGGUCAACCACAGAUCAUCAAUUUGAAAGAGGACAAGUCGUGACAUUAAUAUCACCUAUCAAUCCAAAAUGUAUAAUUACUAAACGAAUAUUGGCUUUACCAGGAGAUAGGGUACAAUCUUUACGCAACAAAAAUGAAUGGGUUUCUAUCCCAGAAGGCCAUGUUUGGGUAGAGGGUGAUGAAGCAUUUCAUUCAAGAGAUAGUAAUUCAUUUGGACCCGUUCCAAUCGCUCUUAUUAAUGCAAAAGUAACACAUAUUCUAUGGCCGUUUUCUCGAUUUGGCCCAGUAGAAAAGAAGUCUGUCAAUAAGGAUAGAGUGCAAAUGAAUGUAUUUAGACCUGGUGUUGACAUUGAACCAAGCAGACAGAUCUAAUUUCUCCGCAAUUUUUUUUUCAUGCUUACAAAAUUACCAUUGCUACUGCUGCUACUACUACUCUUACUGUAUAAGAUUUAUUAUAGGUCAG
Cokeromyces recurvatus is the source of this 1051-nucleotide messenger RNA. Its product is annotated as mitochondrial inner membrane protease subunit. The transcript is spliced from 4 exons. Gene Ontology annotation, biological process: mitochondrial respiratory chain complex assembly. Lineage: Eukaryota; Fungi; Mucoromycota; Mucoromycetes; Mucorales; Mucoraceae. Gene Ontology annotation, molecular function: serine-type endopeptidase activity. Bases 400 to 960 code for a protein of 186 amino acids. The record is from RefSeq and is a predicted model, not a curated record. Gene Ontology annotation, cellular component: mitochondrial inner membrane peptidase complex; membrane.